AUGGCGACCCUCUUCUACAAACAUGCAAAACAGCCGCCUUUCCCCACCGAAGUCAGUCAGAAAAGAUUUUUNAGAAGCCAUACUGGUGAGAAACCAUUUAUAUGCGAUAUUUGCGGAAGAGGUUUCGCCCAGUCUGGAAAUUUAACAAUUCACAAAAGAACACAUUCGGAAGAAAGACCAUUCAAAUGCAACUAUAAAGACUGUCCAUACGCUGCGAAAAGGAAAAAUUCUUUGAUAGAUCAUGUCAGACGAUUACAUAAACUUCCAUUUGUUUCUGAAAUUCCCGGUAAAAAAGCAAAAACAGAUAAUAAAUGUGAUAAAUGCGGUAGAACUUUUCGAUUCUCAUCCACUUUAAAAAUACAUCUGACAUCUCAUGAAAAACACCGAUCGUUUUCGUGUAAUAUUUGUAAGAAAACUUUCAAACAUAAAUAUGAGUUAAAAAGACACAUGAAGAACGGACAUUCACAGGAAGAAACCGCAUCUUCUUCCAAAAAAGAUACAGAAAAUGGCCAAAAAGUUCAAUCACAUCUUUUACAGACACCAUCAAAAAGUUCUGAAGCAACAAAAUCAAUUAAAUCUGAACAACUACCUUCAGAAGAGAUUAUUUUCACAUUCGAAGAAGCUGAAGAAUUUCUUAAAGAUUUUAACAUCGAUUUAGAAAUUAUGAAGUUUGAAACAUCCUCACAACUGGAAUUAUUCUCAGAGAUGGAAACCGAUGAAGAUAAAUUCGAAUGUCAACAUUGUGGACAACAGUUUUCUGACGAAAUUUCUUUAAAGGAACACGAGAAACAAUUCCACUAAUCGAAUUAACUCUGGGCAUUUAACUUUGAAACAAUAUAAGUUCAAACAGUCGUCAAAAAUUAUUAACAUUUUUCUACAUUGAUCUCCGACUAAUGAA
This is a messenger RNA of Centruroides sculpturatus (bark scorpion), 898 nucleotides long. RefSeq names its product zinc finger protein 2-like. The transcript is spliced from 5 exons. Gene Ontology annotation, cellular component: nucleus. The record is from RefSeq and is a predicted model, not a curated record. NCBI's taxonomy places the organism in Eukaryota, Metazoa, Arthropoda, Arachnida, Scorpiones, Buthidae. The coding region runs from base 1 to 801 and encodes 266 amino acids.